AUUUAACAUCCGAAUCCCUGCCCCUUCGCCCUUCCCCUCCGGCCGCAGCCCCUUCCCUGCCGCUCCGGCCUCCUCCGUCGGGACCGCCGACGACGCGCCGCGCGGAAGCCUGCGGGUGAGCGUCCAGAUCCACCCGCCCCCUUCGGCAUUCCCCGCCGCUCCAGCCUCCUCCGCCGGGACCGCCGCCGACGCGCCACGGGGAAGGCCUGCGGGGAUAUUGGGUAAGCAGUUGUGAUCCUGUUCUCUUGCUCGGAUGCCGGGUUACUAUGACAUCGAUGACAUCCUCAUGGAGGAUGAGCCUAUUUCAGUUGUUUUCCAAGUAACUGCAAAUGGUGUUGGCCUGCUAGAUCCUGGUGCUGAAAGUAACUGUGUAGAGAAGGGCGCCAAGGUGGACCUCCCAUUUUGGCUUGCGCAUGGGCUGCUGUCUCUGGAACAAGCUGUGUCAAUAAACCCACCUCCAUGCUUCACACAGAAAACUUGGAAGGAGAUCCAAGCUGAUGCGGCCUGUGUGGAUUUGAGGGUUCGUUGCCCGUACUUUUAUGAGCUAGGAUGCAAGAUUGUUCCUUUGGUGAGUGACAAGAGCAUUGGCCUGUUCUUGCGAUAUGCAUUCACCAGUAGGUACAAAGAGGUUCUAAGUAAGUCCCACAGUUCUUCCAUGAUGACAGUGCCCAAGUUCGUUCCACGCCUUACAAAAGAAGAAACUCGGGUGUUUGAAUCUGCCAGAGAAUCGAUGACUGGUUUCAAGAAAUGGCGAGCAGGUGGGAUGAGACUGCAAAAGGCUUCCAUUCUUGGCCGGAAGAGGAAGACAAAGCUGCCUGAAUGAGUUUUAAGGUGAUGUGCGCUGCUUUGAUUUGCUAGCACCGUGAGCAAAGAGAAAAGUGAAUGGCAGAUUAAAUCUGGAUGUACUAUGAUCUGCUGUACAUUGUGCACUUGUGUACAGCAGCUCUGAUCAGUCCGUCCUUUGUAAGGAAAAUGAACACCGUCUUAAAUCAUGAUAUCCUGUUUGGAGCAGGUGUCAUGAUUUUCAGCAGGGUAUCUUGAAUGAGUUUGAA
Messenger RNA from Zea mays, 1052 nucleotides. RefSeq names its product TTN10. Gene Ontology annotation, biological process: mitotic DNA replication initiation. Gene Ontology annotation, cellular component: GINS complex. The record is from RefSeq and is marked validated. NCBI's taxonomy places the organism in Eukaryota, Viridiplantae, Streptophyta, Magnoliopsida, Poales, Poaceae.